AUGCACUACUGUGUGCUGAGCGCUUUUCUGCUCCUGCAUCUGGUCACGGCCGCGCUCAGCCUGUCUACCUGCAGCACGCUCGAUAUGGACCAGUUCAUGCGCAAGAGGAUCGAGGCGAUCCGCGGGCAGAUCCUGAGCAAGCUGAAGCUCACCAGCCCCCCAGAAGACUAUCCCGAACCCGAGGAAGUGCCCCCGGAGGUGAUUUCCAUCUACAACAGCACCAGGGACUUGCUCCAGGAAAAGGCGAGCCGGAGGGCGGCCGCCUGCGAGCGCGAGAGGAGCGACGAGGAGUACUACGCCAAGGAGGUUUACAAAAUAGACAUGCCGCCCUUCUUCCCCUCGGAAACUGUCUGCCCAGUUGUUACAACGCCCUCUGGCUCAGUGGGUAGCUUGUGCGCCAGGCCGUCCCAGGUGCUCUGUGGGUACCCUGAUGCCAUCCCGCCCACUUUCUACAGACCCUACUUCAGAAUCGUCCGCUUUGACGUCUCGGCGAUGGAGAAGAAUGCAUCCAACUUGGUGAAAGCCGAGUUCAGAGUCUUUCGUUUACAGAACCCGAAAGCCAGAGUGCCUGAACAACGGAUCGAACUCUACCAGAUUCUCAAAUCCAAAGAUUUAACAUCUCCAACCCAGCGCUACAUUGACAGCAAAGUCGUCAAGACCAGAGCAGAAGGCGAAUGGCUUUCCUUUGACGUGACGGAUGCCGUCCACGAAUGGCUCCACCAUAAAGACAGAAACCUGGGAUUUAAAAUAAGUUUACACUGUCCCUGCUGCACCUUUGUGCCAUCUAAUAAUUACAUCAUUCCCAAUAAAAGUGAAGAGCUAGAAGCAAGAUUUGCAGGUAUUGAUGGCGCCUCCACAUAUACCAGUGGUGAUCAGAAAACUAUAAAGUCCACUAGGAAAAAAAACAGUGGGAAGACCCCACACCUCCUGCUAAUGUUGUUGCCCUCCUACAGACUUGAGUCACAACAGUCCAACCGGCGGAAGAAGCGUGCUUUGGAUGCAGCAUAUUGUUUCAGAAAUGUACAGGAUAAUUGCUGCCUACGUCCACUUUACAUUGAUUUCAAAAGGGAUCUUGGAUGGAAAUGGAUACAUGAACCUAAAGGGUACAAUGCCAACUUCUGUGCUGGAGCGUGCCCAUAUUUAUGGAGUUCAGACACUCAGCACAGUAGGGUUCUCAGCCUAUAUAAUACCAUAAAUCCAGAAGCAUCUGCUUCUCCUUGCUGUGUGUCCCAGGAUUUAGAACCGCUCACCAUUCUCUACUACAUCGGCAAGACACCCAAGAUUGAACAACUCUCUAAUAUGAUCGUAAAGUCUUGCAAAUGCAGCUAAGAUUCUUGGAAAAGUGGCAAGAUGAUAAUCCCAUGGUGAUGAGGAUAAGCAGGAGGGUAACGACAAGAACAAAGACAAUGUUUAUAACAAGAAAAUCCAAGAGAGCCUUGCUUCGACAGUGUUAAAAAAAAUUUGAAAAAAACAAAAAAAACCAAAAACGGUACUAGUUCAAACACUUUGGAAGUCUGUGUUCUGUUUGUUAAAACUGGCAUCUGAAACAAAACAAAAUGAAACAAAUUGAAGGCUUUAUUCUACAUUUCAUCUACUCUGUGAGAGAGACAAGAAGCGAAACCUUUUUUUUUUUAAGAAAAAAAUAAACACUGGAAGAAUUUGUUAGUGUUAAUUAUGUGAAAGGAAAAACAAACAAACAAACAGGAAAAUCCCAUUAAGUGGAGUUGCUGUACAUACCAUUCCUAUCCCAUGCCUCACCUGAUAUUUCUGUAUUGCUAUGCGAUAGGCACCCUUCCCGUUCUUACCUUUCGAGUUAACAGUGAGUUAUUUAUUGUGUGUUACUACAUAAUGAACGUUUCAUUGCCCUUGGAAAAUAAAACAGGUGUAUAAAGUGGAGACCAAAUACUUUGCCAGGAACUCAUGGAUGGCUUAAGGAACUUGAACUCAAAUGAGCCAGAAAAAAAAGAGGUCAUAUUAACGGGAUGAAAACGCAGGCAAGUUAUUUUGUGACCAACCAAGUCUGCAUUAAGAUAAAGACCCUGAAAACACAUGCUAUGUACCAACUGCCUAAGGAAGCUUCUUGUAAGGUUCAAAACCGAAAAGCCUGUUAAUAAAGGAAACUUUCAGUCAGAA
Messenger RNA from Enhydra lutris kenyoni (northern sea otter), 2133 nucleotides. Its product is annotated as transforming growth factor beta 2. NCBI's taxonomy places the organism in Eukaryota, Metazoa, Chordata, Mammalia, Carnivora, Mustelidae. Gene Ontology annotation, molecular function: type III transforming growth factor beta receptor binding; cytokine activity; growth factor activity. The transcript has 8 exons. Bases 1 to 1329 code for a protein of 442 amino acids. The record is from RefSeq and is a predicted model, not a curated record. Gene Ontology annotation, cellular component: extracellular region. Gene Ontology annotation, biological process: SMAD protein signal transduction; BMP signaling pathway; transforming growth factor beta receptor signaling pathway.